AUGGAACCCCUUCCUAAAAGCAAAUUAAAAUGUGGGAGGUGGAGGCGGCGCGUGUCUGGUCUGCUACACUCCCUCCACGCCCAGGCCACGCCCACCCCCGCCCCCGCCCACGCCUCUCCGUCAUGCGGGAGGUUGUCGUCGCCUGGUGAGGUCUCCUCCGUGGUGAAGUACACGUGUGAGCGGGACUCUCCCACCCACAUCUCCGCCGCCCUCACUCUCCACUCCCUCUCCUCCCCCUCUUCCUCCUCCUCGUCGUCACCCACAUGCGCCCACACUCCGCCCACAGCUCUACCCGCCACGCCCACGUCACCCUCCUCGCCGCCCACGCCCGAGGCUGCUAGUCAUGCGCACCAGUUUGAGGGGUCAUCCCCACGCCUGGUGAGAGAGUCGCUCCUGCACGCCCACUUUCCCAGCGCCCAUGCCCGCACUCAGUCAGACUCGUGGCACCAGGUGUGGGACCCAUACCCGUGUUGCAAGAGUGUGGUGGGCCACUCGCCCCCGCCCCACGACCCCACCCCACCCCCACCUCCGCCGGCUGACGUGAGCGGCAAGUGGGGGGCGGGUGUUGAUAGCGGCGGAUUACAGGUGGAUAUCAGGGAGGUGUUGGCCGGCCACGACACAGCAGGUGACGCUACAGGUGUGGAGGCCUCGAACCUGGUCUCCACCACACAGCAACACCCCACUGAGCCACCCACACUUCGACACCAGCACCUUGCGCACGUUCCUCCCGCCGCAGCGCCCGACGCACGCCCGCAGCGCACGCCCGCCCUGGCCACCAAGCAGAGCAGAAACUAUCACACUCUGGGUAAAAAGCUGAAGAAGAUUUUGUUCAGGUGGUCUGAGCCAGCGGAGGCCCGGGAGGUGGAGCCAUCUGGCGACGAGAGCCAGCUGCCCUGGAGGAGGAGCCACACCCCGGCGGAGGAGCCAGAUAGCGAGCCACACCCUCACACUCGACACGACACAAGCACGUGCGAGGAUGGGGAGCGGCGUGCCAGCACGGCGGGCGGCGGUGUAGAGGAAACAGAUAGUGGAGAUAGCACAGCAACGGAAGUGAGGUCAGCGGGACAGGAGCUGGAGGCCGGCCCCGCGAGGCCAGUGUCUGCCCUACCACCGACCUCUUCACGCCCUCACGCAAACUCGCUGCCUUCUCCUCCGCGAGUAACUCCGUUGCCAUCGCCCCCUCGCGUAACCGCGCUGCCAUCGCCCCCUCGCGUAACCGCGCUGCCAUCGCCCCCUCGCGUAACCGCGCUGCCAUCGCCCCCUCGCGUAACCCCGCUGCCAUCGCCCCCUCGCGUAACCCCGCUGCCAUCGCCCCCUCGCGUAACCCCGCUGCCAUCGCCCCCUCGCGUAACCCCGCUGCCUUCUCCUCCGCGAGUAACUCCGCUGCCAUCCCCUCCUCGCGUAACCCCGCUGCCAUCGCCACCUCAACACCACCACAGGGACGCGAACGGAGGCGUGCCUGGGCCACAGAGUAUUGUGUCACCGGCCACCACUCGCACUCAACUUGCAGGCCACGCGCCACACGCACUCACGCAACGCUCGCCGGUAGAGAACGUCGGCGGUGGCGCGGAGACAAGUGAGGGCAGCGAGAAGGGCACGAGAGUGGAGGGAAGAGGUGGUGGCGGCGAGGGCGGGGAGGAGCAGAGGAGGAGCGUGUCGGGUGAGAGGGGAGGGCGACGGGAGAGUGUUGGGAGCGUGGCGAGUGAGGGCGGAGGUGUGAGGGGCGUGAACCGCGUGGUGUCGUCCACCUUAUAUCAGUGGCGACGACUCCAGGGCAGUGUUGGCUGCCUCACCACCGCCCUCAAGCAGCGCUACCACCACCACCGCCUCGUGCGGCAACCCUCACCUCGCGCACUCGCGCCGCACGCAAGAGGCCGGGUAGAGCCACCAAGAGGAGUAGAGGAGCCGAGGACAGCAUCCCGCAGAGCUCCUCGCCUCGCGCAGCUUGCAGCAUACCGCGUGAGGACCCAGCAGCAGGGAGAGGUAGAGGCAGGCGACGCCUCGCCAGAGACCUCUCGCGGCUCAACUGAGGACUUCGGCACCGAGCAGUCCGUCAGUGACGUCUUCGGCAGUGAGGUCACCAGCCUAACGUCAGUGGAGGCGCGGGAGUGUGCACCAGUGUGCACGUCGCCGGUGGGAGUGUCGUCCCCCAGCACGUCGUCUGGCACUACCUCGUCAGACGACACUGGAGACACCAGCACCGGCACCGUCAUCUUCAGGUCUCUCAAGCUCGAGUCACUGGAGGACGAUGACGCUCUUCCGGUGGCGGUGAGGGACAAGGAUGGACCUGUGGUACUGGACGAAGACAUCACGGUAGGAAGACCCGCCACAGAGGAAGAUCUAGCCACCGCAAGAUCAGAGGAAGCGGCGGAGACCGCGAGCGGUGUGGCGCCACACCAGGCAGGAGUGAUGAGCGGAGAUCAAGCCACCUGCAACACAAGAGACGCAACACUGAUGCCGCGGCGAGGCAACGACGGUGUUGAGUGUGAGGGGGAGCCCGCAGCCAAGCGUGCCAGCCUGCUCCUAGUGUGCUGUGACGACCUCGGGUCAGCCUCUCCCCUCACCUCGCCGCCACUCUCCACCAGCAGCCCCCGCGCAACACUCUCACACACUCGCAAACUGUUCUGCGAAGCUAUGAUGGGCGGAGGUGACGACACCGCUGAGGGCGCCGCCGCCGGUGCCGCGAAGGCAGUUGUUGAAGCCGCCCCAGAAGCUGCCCUCAACGCGCGCUGUGACACUGAACCCGGUGAUGGCGGAGGCGAGAGAAAGUCUGGCGAGGACAGUUACACAAACGGGAGCAGGGUUAGUGAUGAGGGUGACGCCACCAGAGAUACCUCUUACAGUGAUGAUGACAGACCUACCGCAGACAUCUCGUACAGUGAAGAUGAUAGUAGACCAACCACACACCCCUCUAGUGAAGAGGGUAGUAGAGCUACCAGGGACACGUCUUAUAGUGAAGAGGGUAGUAGACCUACCAGGGACACGUCUUAUAGUGAAGAUGAUAGUAGACCUACCAGGGACACGUCUUAUAGUGAAGAUGAUAGUAGAGCUACCACACACACCUCUAGUGAAGAUGAUAGUAGACUUACUAGGGACACGUCUUAUAGUGAAGAUGACAGUAGAGCUACCACAGAAACCUCUUACAGUGAAGAUGGUGAUAGAGCUACCAGAACUUCUUGUUAUAGCGAGGAUAUCAGUAGUAGCAGAGUCGCCUCUUACAGUGAAGAUGAAAGUAGUAGCGGCAGCAGACGCACGUGUGGCAGUGAGGGCAAGAGUUUGGAGCACACCGCCUCAGACUGGGACUCUGAGGGAGCGACUCUUGGCCAGCAGGAUGGUGGUGUUGGUGUUGGAGGGACGUCUUCCACACCAAGUAGUGGUGGAGAGAAGGCUCACACCUCCAGUGAUGGUGGCAGCAGCAGUGGUGGUGGAGGAGACGCCAGUGUGGACGCUUCUUGCCUCCUACAGACUGCUGACAGUGUAUCGAAACACCCGGGUCACAUUCUGGCAGUUGGUGAGGACCUUGAUCAUGGACACCGGGAUGGAAGUGUGACCCCGGUAAUUGGUGGUGAUGACAGUAAACAAGCGCCAAGCGUAACCACAGCGCCUGGUGGUGAUCAAAGACAACCAUUACCAGUUGUAACCUUGGGGAUUACCGGUCAUGUAGUUCCGAGGCAAGGUGACCCGUGUGACACCGGGGUAACGAGUGAUGACCUUGAUCAAAGACGAGAACCACAAGUGACCUCAUUAAUUAGUGAUGACCUCAGUCGGAGAGGGCAAGAACAAAGUGUGAGCGCGUUAAUUAGUGAUAGUCCCGAUGAUGCCCACAAGGAGGAGGGGGACGCGACCCCUCCAGACCUCGGUGAUGGGGAGAGCUCGGGAGUGUCGAGUGAAGCGGUCAAUUCCGGUGAUGGGGCGUUAGCGGUGAAGGGCGAGGUGGUUGAGAGUGGCGAGGGCGCCUGCAUGAGCGGUCUUGGGGAGAGUGAGGCCAGCGAUGGGAUAGUCAACGGAGCCGGGCCCAGGAUUCUUAUCACGGCAGCUACGAGCGUGGGCGGCGGGGCCAGCACUGCGCCCGCCAUCGUGGUGGAGAGUAGCAGUGCUGCCUCAGGUUGGGGCGGCUCCCUGGAGGGGGUGGCCUUCCCCCUCACCCAGGACACCUUUACCCCUACCUCCACCCUCGCCGCCCACCUGGCCGCCCACCCUCGCCCCCCUACCCCCAAGUCGCCCAUCACUGUGGACGAGUGGGUGGCAGCCCUCCCUCCCCACAGCAUGAGUGACGAAGAUGAGGGGGACACAUCAUGGAUCAGCACCGCCGCUGCAGAUGACCAGACUGAGGAUAUUCUCAACCUAGGUGCCGAGGCUGGACACAUGUGUGGCUCGGAAUCCUUGGUGACCUCUUCACUUACCACCAGCGGUGCAUCACGUCUAACACUGGCUGAUGCUUCAGUAACUUCUGUUACUACUGCUGGUGGUGUUGCUGCCUCACUGCCAACCUUCAAGUCAGCGAGUUGCAAGAGCAUAACUGAAGAGACCACUUCAUCGUUAAUUGGCCAUUUGCAUCACCCACCUCUGUCACACAGUUUACCUAGGUCGCUGACCCUGACAGAUGUGACAAACACCUUUCAGAGUCAGCAGAGGCAGGCACAAGAGCAGCAGCAGGCAAAUUUGGUGGGUAUUGAAGGAAGACGAUCUCAGUUUGCUUCACUCCGAGAAAAACAAUCAUCUUUCCAGAGUGAACUAUCAGGCCUCUCACUCCAGAGCAAGUCAAGCAUUGACUCACUGCUCGAUUCCCGACAAGCUGACCCUGUAGAGGUGCUGCUCAACCUUGGGUUUGGAGGUCAUGUGCAGGACGGAAUUUCGCGUAUUCCGGAAAGGUUCCUCAAACCCUCACAGGUGCCUGGCAACGACAUUGAAGAGUUCAUAAGAUCUGAGGAUGAAAUAUCGGAAAUGAUGGAGACGGCAGAGAUGAUGCCUGGAAUUGACCCACAAGCUCUGCGUCGGUCAUCUGUAGCAACAGUUUCUCCCCUGAUGACACAAUUGCUCGAUAACUUGCGAGAGAAUCGCUCUCGCUCUAUGAUGGAGCGUGCCAAUGAGGAGCGUAUUCGCUCGCCACAGACCCCACCUCAGUCAACUGGGAUCAAAAGAUUUGCUGCAGUUGCCAAAAAGACUGUGGUAAAGGCUUCUAUAAUGAAUACACUAGCAGCAGCAGGACGACCAAACAGGCUAUCAUCAGUGUUGAAUCCUGAGAACCGACGACUCUUGGAUCUUCAGGGACAGAAGUCACCUGAGGUCCCACGAAAGCGACUCAUCAUUGGCCAGGCCUCCUUUGACCUUGAUCGUGAUGGUAAGUUGCUCAAUGAUGAAGUAGAACCUGGGGAAGAAAGCCCAGACGAUCAGCCAGAAUCCGAUCCUGAACUGGAAGAAAAUGAUGAUGAGAACUCCAGAGACGAGGAAGAACAAGAUGAAGUUGACGAGCAUCAUUAUCGACAUCACACAGCCCUACAUCACAAAGACUCGGUGUGGUCCAUGGCCAGUUCAGCUACUAGCAUUGACAGUAGUGAAGAGGAGCUGCGUGAUCAACGACGACGCUUGCAGCUGAGCCUUACCCGUCGUCCCCUACCAUCCGAUGGCCCUGAGACACCAACAACUCCAGGAGAUCCUUUGGACUCUCCCACACCGCAGUGUGGUAUGAUAGACUCUGCUGAACGACGUCGUAAACUGCUAAAGCGUUUGGGUAGCAACAAGCGCAUAAGCACAGUGAGCAGCAGUAGCAGUAGGGAGGUGGAUGACCUGAUUCCAGAGGAAGAAUUGGAGGAUGACAUCCAUAUGGAACCUCCACACCACCAGAUCAUAUGUGAAGCAGAUGCAUCGGUUCAUAGCUCCAGUGAUCCAGGAACCUGUCAUCAUUCUAGUACACCACAGCAGUUUACUCAGAAUUUAUCUCUUCAAAUGCAUAGGAGUGGACUUGACUCAGGACAAAGCAUGUUGGGACAGAUGCCUGCUCACAGCGCAUUUCACCAUACGCAUUUCCCACUUCGAUGUUCUGCAUGCUGUCUUGAUCCCACAGUACACCACUCUGCCAUGUUUUCAUCCUCUACUAUUGCAAUGGAAAAUCCUAAUGAAACUUCAAGGUCUCAUUUAUUAGCACGGCCCAAUGAUACUGGGGAAUCGAGGAGUGCGCCAAAUCAACGGGCUGGGAGUGGCCUGAAGAGACAGCAACAUGUGGAUGAUGGUUGUGCCGAUGCUGCCUGUCAGUCACAACCGACUCUACAGCUACCUUGGCCUCAUGUGCCACAGCACCACAUGCAUAACUUAGCUUCAGACCAGAUACGAUUUGGAGGACAUGAUGGCUCUCAGGAUGAUGGUGGGAGGCUGGGUGCAAGUGGACACUUGUGUCGGUCGGGAAGUGCCCAGUCUGACUCCUCAGGCUUCAUGGAGGGAGACACGGCAGAAGGGGACACCAGAGGGUCUUCUACGCACCCUCCCUCUGGGUCAGCCACUGCUCCUCCUGGCACGGCAAGUCACUCAACUGGUCAUGGAUGGUGGUGGAGUCGAGAGAGUGGGUGCAGCAUGGACACCAUCCGCCACGUGCCACUCAGCCGUACCUUGGCUCUGCAUCCUGGUCACAGUUCUCAAGGCCAGUUCAGCCAUCGCACGCAUGGUCUCGAGCAGACACCCACUCAUCGAGAUCACGACAGCAGUAUCCAAAGUGGCCGUGUCCGUAGCCUCGUACCUUCACAUAGCUGUCGGGUUCGUGAUACUGGUCAUCCUGUAGAGAACUCUGUAACCAUGAAUCCCUUAACUGGCAGCCCCAUCCCCAGCUAUCAGUCCUACAUUCAUCACACCCAUAGCUUAGAUUGUUGCUCAAAUACUCUCAACCGUAAUACAAAUCCUACAUCAUUAUAUCCUAGUCGUAGUUUAGACAACUCAACGCUCCAUGCAUACUGUUUAAAAAAUUCACACAAGAAUUCAUCAUCAGUUAUUUCUAAUAGGCAGCAUACAUCACAGUGCAUACAAUGUCUUCCUUCUUAUCCAGAACCCACAAAUGCAUUACAUAGUUCGUAUCGUCCAUGUGAAACAUGGCACAGACAGCACACAUCCGAGCCCAAGCCAGUAACACACAGACGACACUCUCUUCCCGAACCUCUACACUCCAGUCAGCUUCCCAAGUCAUCACAGCCACAACCACAGCCACCUCAGCAGUUGGCCCAGUCAUCCUGGCUGCCGGAACCUCAACAAAUUUCCUUGGCCCACUGGCAGCCUGUCACUAGUGAGUAUCUGUUCCCUUCUACUAACAGCAACAGCUUGGCUAGCUCCCACAUCUCUAGUGUGACCAGUGCAGAAGACCGGAGACCUGAAAUCGCCACCAACAGUCCUGUGCACCAAACCUGUGAGGCACAGUCCUCCUCACAUGAGCUGCUGAGUACCCUUCAGUCAUACCGACAACAGCUGGUACAGCAGGAGCAGCUGUCCCACCAGCUGCAUAAACUUGCUGCCAACUCUGCUGCUUGUCCUACAUCAGCCCAACACGUGUACCUUCAACUGCACAAUAUUCGUGCUAUCAGGGUUGCAAUCCGUGCAGAGGUCACCUACAUGGAGCAGCUGAUGGCUGCGGCCGGACCCGACUCCCUCGGUCACUCAUGUGUCACGAGUGUUAUUUCACAGAUGAUGAGCCUUCUUCAACAGCAAUCAGAACUUUGCCAUGACCUGGAGACACUAACUCUGGCAUCACAGCGAGCUUCACCAGAACCUCCUGGUCACUGUACCAGUGGUCAAGAUCCUUCAUUGUCCCAUGGUCAUUCCUCUAGUCAGUCGGUUAGAUCAUCUCCUCCCCGAGAAUCCCUAAAAGACAGUGCAACUUCUCCAGAUCCAGUGAAGGGAAGCUCGUCUUCCUUGAGUUCAGAGAACCAUAUUACCACUGCAACAGUCAAUUCUGAACUCUCUAAGCAUAGUUUAAUCAGUGACGGACCUUCCGAUCAUAAUGUAACAGCUCAGGAUGAACGUGUUCCUUUGAGGCUUGAGGAGUUCUCUAGUACAGUGGUAGGGGCACAGAAACCACGUGAUACUAAUAUUGAUACUCCAAAUUCACAAGGAAAUUCAAGCUACUUUUCCUUAGAAAAUGACCUCUGUUAUCAACGCUCAUUCUCACAAGAAUCUUCAAAUUACUUAAGUACGUUGAGGAGGCAGGAAGUCCAGCUGUGUACAGAACCCGUAUCGCCGCCAGUGAGAAGUACAUCAGAGGCUGCUGAGGCACAUGCCAUCCAAUCCCCUGACAUCACUGGCCAGGUGGUUGAGCUGGUGCGGCGGGAGGUGUCGGGGCAGACAGAGAUGCUCCAGGAGCAGCUACACAAGCAGACCAGGGAUGUGGCUGAUAUUAAAGACAUGAUUCAUCUCUUAAUUAACAAGUUACAGUGAUCGAUGUGGCCAUGAAAGCAGUUAAUUAAUGCACGUGUUAAUUUAUUUGAUUUUUAGUGACAAUACUGUACAUUUCAUGAUGUGAACAUGCCGCUGAUCAAUAAAAGCCAACCUUGAUAUUAAGCAUUUCCAAAGCUUGAACACUUAAGUGUUAUGUGCUGUUUGGAUACAUUCAUUUAUACUCAAAUAAUGGAAUAAACAUCCAUUUGCUGAUGCUAAACUGACAGCAUUUAAUUAUAAAGAACAUGUUCAUCAGAUGUCGGGUGGACUUCAACUAAAUAAUGUUAUUGGCUCACAUCAUAUUGUAGCUAUUACAAUACCUGUCAUGGUUUUUGUGUUUGUCCUGUAUUUCAAAGGUACAGCAAGCUGACACAAGUUGUGUGCCAUAUGUUCCACAAAAUUAUGCUGUAAUUUUCAUUUAUUAGACUUCCAAGUGCCUAUGUUGACUCCCGAGUGCCUUUGUUGACCCCCGAGUGCCUAUGUUGACUCCCGAGUGCCUUUGUUGACCCCCGAGUGCCUUUGUUGACCCCCGAGUGCCUUUGUUGACCCCCGAGUGCCUUUGUUGACCCCCGAGUGCCUUUGUUGACCCCCGAGUGCCUUUGUUGACCCCCGAGUGCCUUUGUUGACCCCCGAGUGCCUUUGUUGACCCCCGAGUGCCUUUGUUGACCCCCGAGUGCCUUUGUUGACCCCCGAGUGCCUUUGUUGACCCCCGAGUGCCUUUGUUGACCCCCGAGUGCCUUUGUUGACCCCCGAGUGCCUUUGUUGACCCCGAGUGCCUUUGUUGACCCCGAGUGCCUUUGUUGACCCCCGAGUGCCUUUGUUGACCCCCGAGUGCCUUUGUUGACCCCCGAGUGCCUUUGUUGACCCCCGAGUGCCUUUGUUGACCCCCGAGUGCCUUUGUUGACCCCCGAGUGCCUUUGUUGACCCCCGAGUGCCUUUGUUGACACCCGAGUGCCUUUGUUGACUCCCGAGUGCCUUUGUUGACUCCCGAGUGCCUUUGUUGACUCCCGAGUGCCUUUGUUGACUCCCGAGUGCCUUUGUUGACUCCCGAGUGCCUUUGUUGACUCCCGAGUGCCUUUGUUGACUCCCGAGUGCCUUUGUUGACUCCCGAGUGCCUUUGUUGACUCCCGAGUGCCUUUGUUGACUCCCGAGUGCCUUUGUUGACUCCCGAGUGCCAUUGUUGACUCCCGAGUGCCAUUGUUGACUCCCGAGUGCCAUUGUUGACUCCCGAGUGCCAUUGUUGACUCCCGAGUGCCUUUGUUGACUCCCGAGUGCCUUUGUUGACCCCCGAGUGCCAUUGUUGACUCCCGAGUGCCUUUGUUGACUCCCGAGUGCCUUUGUUGACUCCCGAGUGCCUUUGUUGACUCCCGAAUGCCUGAAGUGACCUCUGAGUGCCAUCCUUUUGUAGUUUGACAAAAUUAAAGCAAAAUAGUUCAAGAACAAAAUGUUCAGAAAAUUCUG
Procambarus clarkii (red swamp crayfish) is the source of this 9873-nucleotide messenger RNA. The record is from RefSeq and is a predicted model, not a curated record. Lineage: Eukaryota; Metazoa; Arthropoda; Malacostraca; Decapoda; Cambaridae.